Molecule: messenger RNA, 798 nt
Organism: Closterium sp. Naga37s-1
Lineage: Eukaryota; Viridiplantae; Streptophyta; Zygnematophyceae; Desmidiales; Closteriaceae
Source: the annotation of a GenBank genome assembly
AUGGUUGGUGCGCUCUGGUCCACUCAUGGUGGCAGCGACGUCGCGCUGUGCUCGUCGGAGCAGCUCGCCUCGCCUGGCGUGCGCCCACCGCCCUUCCUCCAGGCGCGCGCUGCCGCCGCGUGGGCGGAACUGAAGCGGCAGAUCCGCACCUGCUUCUCCUGUGCCUACUUCUGCUCCAUCGCACGGACUCGUGCCCCCACGGCAUGGAUGGUGCAAGGAAUGUGGGCUUAUCGUGGGCCACCAGUGGGUCCGCACUCCUCACGCCCUCCCCCUCGCUCCCCUCCUCACGCUCAUGCAUGCAACAUGUGCUCUGCACCGCAUCUGCAUGCCAUCCUCUCCCUAUCCUCCCCCCCUCCCCUGUACAUUCAUACAUACGUUUAUUAUGCAAAAGCCGCCUCUUUCCCUCCCUUCCGCAUCCUUUCGCCCUCCUUUCUCCAUCCGUUCUCCCCCGUUCCCCCUCCGUUCUCCGCCUUUCCCCCUCCGUUCCCCGCCUUUCCCCCUCCGUUCUCGCCCUUUCCCCCUCCGUUCUCCGCCUUUCCCCCUCCGUUCUCCCCCUUCCCCCCUCCGUUCUCCCCCUUUCCCCCUACUUUCUCCCCUUUUCCCCCUCCGUUUCCCCCCUUUUCCCUCUGUUGUCCCCCUUUCCCCCUGAGUUGUCCCCCUUUCCCCCUCCUUUCUCCCCUUUUCCCCUUUCGUUCUCCCCCGUUCUCCCUCCAUUCUCCCCCCUUCUCCCUCCAUUCUCCCCCUUUCCCCCUCGAUUCUCCCCCUUUCCCCCUCGAUUCUCCCCCUUUCGUGAAAUGA